Molecule: messenger RNA, 1073 nt
Organism: Heterocephalus glaber (naked mole-rat)
Lineage: Eukaryota; Metazoa; Chordata; Mammalia; Rodentia; Bathyergidae
Source: RefSeq, a predicted model, not a curated record
AUGGGCUGCGGUGUGCGUCACCCAACACACGCUGAUGACGAGCUGCCUGUGGGACGUGAAGCCCAGCGGGACCCGAGGCUGCUGCCCUCCUCACUGGUCUGCCUCCCGGGCUGCUGCAGACACCUGAGCAGCAUCACAGGUACCAGGGCCCUGCAGCCUCGCUGCCUAGCAACCCCACACGGACGUCACCGAGGAGCCUCGGUAGCCGCGACCGGGGGCCUGGCCUCGCAGGGGAGGCGAAGUGGACUUGACUCAACUGCUCCAGGUCGCUGCGGAGGUCUCCGGCCCCGGACGGUGCUCACGAAGUCGGCUUCCCCACCUCGCUGGCUGUGGCCCCAGGAAAGCGAAGGGGUCUCCUCCUGGGAACCUCACAGUGCGCUGCAGAAAGUCAGCAGGCCCGUGCUUACUGCUAGGAGGAGGAGGAGUGCUGGACAAGUGGCUGAGGCAGUGUCACAGGCUCCCAUUCAGCAGGCACUACCGGGCUCUGCGGAUGGGAAACACCAGAUGGGCCUGGAAACUGAAAAGAGGCGGGGACCUUGCCCAAGCACCAGUCACCACUGCCCCAGCAGCUACAGCGCACCCGGAUGGAGAGGCACAGACGGCUUCCUCUUCCGAGGCCUCCGGGAGCGCAGCCCUCAGGAGGGGUGGCCAUGGCCCUAUCCCCAGCACCCCAACCGGCUCCUGCUGCCUGGCUUCUCCCCUCCUCUCUCCAUCACUGGCUCCACUCAGCUCUUAUCUGCUCGGGGUUGGCAGGAGAAGCAGGCUGAUGUGGUUUGGCCUGCAGAGACCAGGUCGGAGUCCAGAGGGCCUGGCGUGACUCCAAACAGACUCAGCAGCCCGUUAGGUCCCAACCGUCAAGGCUAACCCCGGACUUGAGAGGCCCUGAUGCCCCUGUGUGCCGCCCACCUACCGCUCUCCCUCUGUCCUCGGGGGACACAGCCCCAGGCCCAGGGGACCCCUGAAACUGCAGACACCCCCAAGCCCUCUAGGUAUGGUUGUCCUGGAGAUUCGCACCCAUGACGGGGUUUAAUUUACAAAUUAGGCAUAGUGAGAGGUUAACGACAAUAACAACC